Pelobates cultripes (western spadefoot toad) is the source of this 11534-nucleotide messenger RNA. The record is from the annotation of a GenBank genome assembly. NCBI's taxonomy places the organism in Eukaryota, Metazoa, Chordata, Amphibia, Anura, Pelobatidae.
CCUCAAACCACGCCCACACCCCUGACGUCAUCCGCUAGGCGAGGAGUGACGCCGAGACUGUCCAAUGAGAUGUUUGGGGAGGGCGGGGCUUCUGCUGUGAGCAAAAAGGCCUAUCUCGGUUUCUUGGACUGGGCCAUAGACUAAUGGAGGAAGCUCCUGAGACCACCCGGAGAGGGGGUACUAGUGACGUCAUGAGGGCAGGUAACAGGUCACAGUGCCGCGUGGUUAUUGUUAUUAUGGCUCUACCAAACGCUGCAUUGCUGCUGUAACCUGUAAUAACCUAACAGCCCUGCUAUAUCAUCACCUUAAUUACUAUCAGAACCAGCACACUACCUCUCAUUUAUUAUAUCAUCACCUUAAUUACUAUCAGAACCAACACUACCUCUCAUUUAUUAUAUCAUCACCUUAAUUACUAUCAGAACCAGCACUACCUCUCAUUUAUUAUAUCAUCACCUUAAUUACUAUCAGAACCAGCACUACCUCUCAUUUAUUAUAUCAUCACCUUAAUUACUAUCAGAACCUGCACUACCUCUCAUUUAUUAUAUCAUCACCUUAAUUACUAUCAGAACCAGCACUACCUCUCAUUUAUUAUAUCAUCACCUUAAUUACUAUCAGAACCAGCACUACCUCUCAUUUAUUAUAUCAUCACCUUAUUACUAUCAGAACCAACACUACCUCUCAUUUAUUAUAUCACCUUAAUUACUACCUCUCAUUUAUUAUAUCACCUUAAUUACUAUCAGAACCAGCACUACCUCUCAUUUAUUAUAUCAUCACCUUAAUUACUAUCAGAACCAGCACUACCUCUCAUUUAUUAUAUCAUCACCUUAAUUACUAUCAGAACCAACACUACCUCUCAUUUAUUAUAUCAUCACCUUAAUUACUAUCAGAACCAGCACUACCUCUCAUUUAUUAUAUCAUCACCUUCAUUACUAUCAGAACCAACACUACCUCUCAUUUAUUAUAUCAUCACCUUAAUUACUAUCAGAACCAGCACUACCUCUCAUUUAUUAUAUCAUCACCUUCAUUACUAUCAGAACCAACACUACCUCUCAUUUAUUAUAUCACCUUAAUUAUUAUCAGAACCAACACUACCUCUCAUUUAUUAUAUCACCUUAAUUACUAUCAGAACCAGCACUACCUCUCAUUUAUUAUAUCAUCACCUUAAUUACUAUCAGAACCAGCACUACCUCUCAUUUAUUAUAUCAUCACCUUAAUUACUAUCAGAACCAGCACUACCUCUCAUUUAUUAUAUCAUCACCUUAAUUACUAUCAGAACCAGCACUACCUCUCAUUUAUUAUAUCAUCACCUUAAUUACUAUCAGAACCUGCACUGCCUCUCAUUUAUUAUAUCAUCACCUUAAUUACUAUCAGAACCAGCACUACCUCUCAUUUAUUAUAUCAUCACCUUAAUUACUAUCAGAACCUGCACUGCCUCUCAUUUAUUAUAUCACCUUAAUUACUAUCAGAACCAGCACUACCUCUCAUUUAUUAUAUCAUCACCUUAAUUACUAUCAGAACCAGCACUACCUCUCAUUUAUUAUAUCAUCACCUUAAUUACUAUCAGAACCAGCACUACCUCUCAUUUAUUAUAUCACCUUAAUUACUAUCAGAACCAGCGCUACCUCUCAUUUAUUAUAUCAUCACCUUAAUUACUAUCAGAACCAGCACUACCUCUCAUUUAUUAUAUCAUCACCUUAAUUACUAUCGGAACCAACACUACCUCUCAUUUAUUAUAUCAUCACCUUUAUUAUCAGAACUCACACAACUAGCACUAACUCUCAUUUAUUAUAGUAUCACCUCUCAUCAACUAACAUCCCUAACUACAGACACCCCUAAGCUAUAGUAACAACAACCCCCAACUACAGACACCCCUAAACAAGAGCACCUACUAGAACCUCUCAACUACUAGCACCCCUAAACUAAAACAUCACCUCAACUACUAGCACCCCUAAACUACAGCAUCACCUCAACUACUAGCACCCCUAAACUAAAACAUCACCUCAACUACUAGCACCCCUAAACUAAAACAUCACCUCAACUACUAGCACCCCUAAACUACAGCAUCACCUCAACUACUAGCACCCCUAAACUAAAACAUCACCUCAACUACUAGAACCCCAUAAACUACAGCAUCACCUCAACUACUAGCAUCACCUCAACUACUAGCACCCCUAAACUAAAACAUCACCUCAACUACUAGAACCCAUAAACUACAGCAUCACCUUAACUACUAGCAACCCUAAACUACAGCAUCACCUCAGCUACUAGCACCCCUAAACUACAGCAUCACCUCAGCUACUAGCACCCCUAAACUAAAACAUCACCUCAACUACUAGAACCCAUAAACUACAGCAUCACAUCUCAACUGCUGGCACACCUAACUAAAACAUCACCUUAAUUGCUGACACCUAUAGCAUCAUCCUGACUGCUGACACUCGUAAAUAUAGCAUCAUCCUUGCGACUCUGUAAAAUGAUUCCACAGACACAAUGAUGGACUGAGAGUAGAGUUGUUGACACACAAUUUGAAUACAGCAGUGAUUCCUUUCUUUAAUUGUGCCAUAGUUUUGUGAAGUUACAGGGACAAACUGAGGAUCCCAAUUUUGACUUGUUACCUAGAUAUGUUUUAUUUUUGGACUGUUUCAAAGCAAUGCCAUGGACAAUAGACCUAUGGUUUGUAAAAGUACUGUGUUUUUUUUUUUAUUAUCAGAUUAAUUCCUGGUUUACAGUAAUGCCUCCAUGUAGAGCUGUAUCAAGGUUUUAGUCAACUCUGAGCUCUGAGUUUCAAAACAAACCCCACAAAAAUUAAAUGAUUUUUUAAUGAAUAAAAAGAGGGCACAUGCACAAAUAUAUUUCCCAUCACUAAUCAUAUCCAGUAAACAUGUCUGGCAUUCUUUAGAUUUUCAUUUGACAGUUUUGAUAUUAACAUCUGACAAAUAAAACUGUCUAAAAUAUAAAAGGGGGAUGCUUACAUAUAUUAUCUAAAUUAUUACUAAAUAAAUGUCCUGAUAUAUAUAGUUUCUGAACAUUGGCAGCUGUUACAAGACGUAUCUGCCAGCACAGAGCCAGAUUUUGAAGAACAACGAAGUGUGGUGUCAGUCUUCCUACACCUUUUAUGCUCUGCACAGGGUUUUGUUUUGUUUUAUUUUUUGGUAGUGGUUGUCAAAGACUCCAGCUAAUUUCCCUGCUGCAGUCACUGGUGACGCCUGGGGGAUCGACACUUCUUGAUGGCGGUAGGGUGUGACAGUGUCACUUUAAUAAAGGCGCAUUUAUGCAUAAAUAUAUUAUUAAUUAAGUACAUCAACAAACAGAUGAAAAUAAAAAGAGAAAAAUUAACAAAAUCCUAGUUACCUUACAAGUACAGUAAUUGUAUCUUCUGUUCAUCUAGGGCAAGCAUAUCAAACUCGCGACCCACAAUUAAUUUCUUUGCAGCCCAGCCAAUCAGGGGGGUGCAAAAAUUACUUGUCAGACUGACAAGUGAUUUCUGUGCCCACCUUGGCCUGCGCUCCCUGUGCCCCCAGGCAACAUGCCACAGUACACUGGGAGGGGACACACCUCCCUCUCUGCUUAGGAGCCCCGGGUGUCAAGUGACUACCUGGCACUCAGUCAGACACUGUGUGCCACCAGAGAGUAAGAGGCCCCCCUCCCUUGCUAUAUCAGGUGAGAAACAGCAGGGAGGGGGGCCAUCUAUCUAUAGGGCAGAGCAGAGCAGAGCCGAGCCGGCACUACCAUCACCUCAGGUGCCAUCUCUGUGAGAGAAACAGCUGUGGGAAGAGAGAAAUGGAAGAGAGGUAGAGAUGUGAGGGAGAGAUAUGGAAGGGAAGGAGACAUGGAGGGAAACAGACAUGGAUGAAAGGGGGAUAGACAUAGACAGAAGGUGAGAGAGACAUGGAGGGGACAGAGACAUGGAUGGAAGGGAGGGGGACAGAGACAUGGAUGGAAGGAAGGUAGAAUAGACAUGGAUAGGAGGGGGGUAGAAUAGACAUGGAUGGUAGGAGGGUAGAAUAGACAUGGAUGGGAGGGGGGGUACAAGAGACAUGGAUGGGAGGGGGUUAGAAGAGACCUGGAUGGGAGGGGGGUAGAAGAGACGUGGAUGGAAGGGGGAGUAGAAGAGACAUGGAUGGAAGUAGUAGAGACAAGUCUCCCCCCUUCAAUCCAUGUCUCUUCUACCCCCAGUAGAAGAGACAUGGAUGGAACGGGCGGUAGAAGAGACUUGGAUUGAAGGGGGGUAGAAGUGAGCAGAGUGAAGUGUGCAGCCACACCUCACUCUGCCAGGAGAUUGCAGAGGGACUAGGGAGCGAGCAGAGUGGAUAGUGCGGCUACCUACAUGGCUGAGAGUGCAGUUUGCAGCAGGACUGACAGAGCGAAACAAACCGACAUACAGACGCACACACAUAGAUACAGACACAUGCAGAUACACAUACAGGCACACAUAUUCACAUACAGACACACAGAUACAAAGGCACAUACAGACAUAUGCAGAUACUCACAUACAGACAUACAAACACAUGCAGACACACAGAUACAUAUAUAGACACAAGUAUUCACAUACAGACACACAGCUACAAAUACAGGCACACAGAUACACAUACAGACAAACAUAUUUCCAUAAAGACACACAGAUAAACAGGCAGGUACACAGAUUCACAUACAGAUACACAUACAGACAUGCAUCCAGAUACACAUACAGACACAAAUGCAGAUACACAGGUACACAUCAUCGGAGUUACUACAGGGACACAGCGCUGACUGGGCCUCUCACGACAUAUUACUAUCGGUGGCACACUGAGGGAGCCCAUUGGAUUUCCCAUGCAUUUAGGGACUAAAUGCAUGGGCCAUUCGAUGGGCUUCCUCAGCAUGCUGACCUACUGGCUGCAAUCAUUUCUUUAACUCCUUAAGGACCAGAUUUCUGGAAUAAAAGGGAAUCAUGACAUGUCACAAAUGUCAUGUGUCCUUAAGGGGUUAAAUAAAUAAAUUAUUGCGGGCAGAGGGCAAAUGGGCAGCUGCUUUAGGCCCCCAGGAGUAACUGGGCCCGGGGCAGCUGUCCCAUAUGCCCCUAGUUAAAGCCAGCCCUGGGUACAUUGGUCAUGUUUGGUCUUCUUUUGUAGAGAUUACCCUCCGCAUUCUGAAUAUAUAUCAUAGGAGGUAUAAUUCCUCCCUGGAGUAUUAUAAAUUUGCAUAUCAAAAGGGCCCAAUGAAUGCUGAGCAGAGCACCUUAAAAGAUGGGCAGCCAACUGGUCUGUAGAUGUAUAUUACACCCCACUUGUAAAUGUAAGGUUUUACAUCAGGCCAGUGUGACAAAGCUGGAUGUUUGGCGUAAGAGGAAGGAACAAACUUCUAACAAAAGGCACAUUCCUCUAGUGGUAGAGGCAUCCAAAUAAAGUUUCCGGUGCUGUAAUCAGUCAUACAACCCCAUUUGGCAACCACUCCAUGCAUCCACAACACAUAUCACAUUUAUUAACAACAUUUCUACAGUGAAACAAUGAACAAUGCUCGUUGGGCGUUACUGGGGUGGUGAGGUUUGAAUGCUGCACUCAGUAUAGCUUAAUUGCAGCACUCAUGGUUACUAGUAGUAAUUGGCACAGCUGGUGUGUAUGCUUUUAGAGUCCACAUGACUGUAUGCUGGUUUUUGCCAAGGGUAUUGACAUUGAAAGUGUAAAUGUCUCAUUGAAAUAUCUUUAUACCUGUGAAAACAAUAAACAAAGCAUUGACAUUCAUUGAUAUGAUUUUGUUUUGUUUCUGAGGAGAUUUGCUUACUUUUGGGGCAGUUUUAUCUGUCAUGACAGCCUGUGAUUAUCUCUUGCAGGACGCAAUCUGAAAGCCUGGCUUCAGGAUCAGUACUGUGACCACCCUUCAGAUCAAUGCCAGGACACACGUUUACACAACGCAGCUUGUGUGGGAGACAUUGAGACACUGAGAACCCUGUUACAGGAUGAGCGUUUCCUGCGGUAAUUCCAGGCAAAAGAAAUGAGCUCUGGAGAUACUGAGUCAAAGAGACAGGCUCACAACCCAUAUACAAACCUAAAUAUUUCAUCAUAUUCAAAUAUAGAGACUUACACAAACAAAUAUGAUAUCCCUUUAUAUCUGUCAAGUUGUAAUUCUCUUACAAACUUGCAAUAUGUUUCUCUUCAUCUUAUUAAGAAGCCUGUUCUAAGUCAUCAUCAUGUACUUUCACUGUUAUCUUAACCCAGGGAUAUUCUCAAAGAUAUUAUGUACUACCCCAAAAUGCUUUUGCACUUUUCUUUUUUUUCACUAUCUGUGGAUAGUACUUGAAAAUGAGAGAAAUCUCAUUGUAUCCUUCCUGGUAAAAUAUUUUAUAAAUAAAAUAAAUAAAAAAUGUCACCAUAACUAUCUUUGAUCUACUUUUAGCAUGUUUUGGUCUCUUCUGCUCUACAGUCCUUUUUUUAAUGUUUAUAUGCCUCAUAAGUAAUCCCUUAACCCCUAGAAUACUUUGUUCCUUUCCCACUGCUAAAAUUCAUUCAUUAUAUCUACUUACGACAUUUAAGAUCACAUUGUUCUGUCCCACUCAAUUUUUAUUUUAUUUUUUUUAUUCUUUAUUUUUCCAUCUUGGCAGACAUAGUGAUUGAUCAUUAGCAUAGUGGCUUGUGCAAAAGCCAAGUAACAUGUCAAACAUUUGAACAGUGUUAAAUAACAGGCAACCAGAGACACUGCAUGUUCAUCUAAGUAAUAUCUUCAUCACCGUCCACCAAGGAGUUUUUUAUUUUUUAGAAUAACAAUUAACUAAUACUAACUUGUGUCCCACUCAAAUUUUAACAAGUUUUUCACUUAUGCUAACUUGUGAUUUGCUCUCUUCUCUAUACCACCUUUUUAAUUAUUCAUUAUUCAGGUGUAUAGAUGAGCGAGCCGUGUGGUGCAGUGGUUGGCUGCCCUGCACUCCCUUGAGAAUUGCAGCCACUGCUGGUCAUGCGGACUGUGUGGCUCUUCUUAUCCACUUCGGGGCACAACUGGAGCUCGUAGAUGUUAAAGGCCAAACUCCUCUGUAUGUAGCGACAGAAAAUGGACACUUGGAAUGUGUGCAAGUUCUUCUGAAAGCUGGAGCAAACCCCAAUGGCAGUCCUCAUAACCGAAGCUCUCCAGUGUACAAUGCUGCACGUGUAGGGCGUGCUGAUAUUUUACACGAACUUAUUCAGUGAGUACCCAUACAGAUUGUGUGCAUAAUAGAGUGUCUACAAUGUCUGUGUUUGUAACGGAUAUAUUAAAAGAAAAUGUUUUGCAUAGUUCCAGUAAAAAGCUGUAUUAUAUGUGUGUGAACAUAGAUAGAGAAUAGCUGUUUCUCCAUUAGCAAGAUUUGUUGGGGAGGCCUGAGUCGGUUUAAGCCAGCUUUUAUCAGCAUAAUGCAGUGAGUGCUGAUCUGUCCAUUGAACAGCUUUGCAAAGACAACCUUUUUUCGUUACAGCGAGUUAAUCCUUUUUCAUGCUAUUGCCUGGGUAAGGUACUCCGGAAUAAAUAUCCCAAUUUGCUUUCUUUUAUUACUGUAAAAUGAAAUCUAAAGAAAUAUUUGCUUAUAUUUCCAUUUAACAUCCAGACAUGGAUGAAUACUGAAGCCCCAAAUGUUCCACUAGAUAGAACACUGAUUUUCUUGGAAUUUCCCCCUCCCUUGUACCUUUCGGCUUACGUAGUGUUGCCAUGGAUAUAUCCGGGGAAAACAGAAAAUUUACACCAUACUCACCAAUAUUUUCUUUUCCCGGAUAUGAGCCAUGGCAGCACUACGGUCCCACCCUUUCUAAUUUUUUUUUUUGUUCAUGGCUUUGAACUAAGACUGAAAGGGACAGGGGAGGAAGUCUCUUUUAUUAAUUAAUUAGGAGGUGGUUCCUGUCCAGUUGAUAAGGGGAGGAGCUAUACCCAUACAUAGGGCUGCCAUGGCUUAUAUCCGGGAAAAGAAAAUAUUGGUGUAAUUUUCUGUUUUUCUACUAUUUUUAGGAUUGUUUUGUUAUGGAGAUGUGAUUUGUAAGGGACAUGGAACUGGGUGGCAAUAAUCAUUUUCUUUUAGAUUUAUCUCACACCUCAUUCCUAAUUUUAAGGCUCUAGCAGUAUUGUUAUGGUUUCAAAAAGCCCGGACAGUGCUGAGCCACGCUAGUUAGGCUCAAAGUGCCACCAUUUUUCUGUAAUUGGACAGUUGCAACCUGUCAAUAUGUCUAUAGCAACUUUUCUUUUUUUUGUGUGUUUUUUUUUAGCUCUGCUGCAGCCUUUCAUGUCUCUUUUUUUUUUUUUUUUUCGCAAUUGCUUAUCUUUUGUUGGAUUUUUAUUGUUAACUUUGGUAGUGGUGGAGAUAUACUAAUUAUUCUUUAGUGAUCUGAGGUGUAUUCUAUGUCUGCUUGAGAAGGUGAGGUAAUGUACCACAAAAUUGCUUCACAUGGUAAAAUUGCUUUGCUAUUAAGCGUGUCUUUUAGAGUAGCGAUGAGAUAAAAAAGUGACAAACUAAUCACUGAUUUUGCAUAAACAUAUGUUUUUCUAAACCCUAAACUUCUCUAUAUUGUAAGGCAUAAAAAAAAACAAAAAAAAACUUUCCACAGGCAUAGCCGUUCUGAAAAUUCCUUAAACACUCAAUAAAGACUCUGCUGAGAUGAAUAAUUGCAUAAGGCUUUUAAGAAACUUAAUUUGAUAGAGACAAGUCAAUACAGUUGGUUAUCUAUUCUCCUCCUCUUAGGUUUGGUGCUGAUGUUGACAUUGAUCACCAGCUGUCAUUUCGUGGUUCUGGCUGUUCACUUCGGUCUCUGGCCUCCAGCCCAUUGUAUAUCAGUGCAGCAUAUCACAAUGUGUCCUGCUUCUUCCUCUUACUUCAAGCGGGUGCUAAUCCAGAUUAUAAUUGCUGGAACACUGAGUGUUUGGUGAACCUUCCACGAUCAGGACCAUCCUGUUUACUAGAGGCUAUCUUGCGUCAUGGAUUCGACCAUGAAUUUGUGAAACUUCUUAUUGACUUUGGAGCAGAUCUGAAUUUGGUGCAUGGUGUCCCAGCUGUGGAACAGCACCCACAAAUGAGUUUGAACCCCAGAGCUAUACAACUUUUCAAAGAGGCAAAAAGUAAGUGUUUUUUUUUUUUAUGUAAGUGAAAGGCUAUAUGAGAACAUGCAAGUAAAGGCAAGCAGUGUGUGUAUGAUGAAUUCAUACUUUCCAUGGGUGUGGAAUGCAGGUCAAUGAAACAUACAUAACAUCAAAAACAUUCCCUUGCUUGUUGUAGAAUGCUCUAUAGGUAUUAAUUUACCUUUAAUUUAAUUUUAACCCCUGUUACUGACAUACUGAGCAAGCACUAAAAACGGUGGAACAGGGACCAACAUUUUCACUUGCCAUUGGUAAGUGGUAGUACAGCCUUAGAAAGCCUGAGCAGGCCCAGAGAUAUGGCAGAGGGUGGGGGUAAAUGGUGCAAAUGUUGGAUGCCAUUUGGUAUAGCAUUUUACUUUUACAGGUGGCUACAUAGUACAUGCGACUGUUGAUUUUGUGGCCUGCUUAUAGUGGAGAAAAUUCUUUUUCAGAAGGCUCAAGAAAUAGAACCAUUGUUAGUUGAAAGUAACACAUACAUAAGAUUUAAGCAUGCUUUCUCCAUCUCCUGUCAACUUUUUUUCGGUCAAAAAAAGGCUCUUGUAUAUCCCCACUGUAUAACUUUGCUGCAGAAUAUGUUGCUAUUAAAAAAGUUAAUAAAGUCAAUUGAACUCUACCUUUGCUAGUUUUUAUCUUCUCAGAUCCCUGCAUAAUUACAGAAUUAGCAAGGAGCUGUGCAGAUCAUAACUGCAAGAGGUACAGUUCCAUGCUUUACCUUGCAGUCUGCUAGAUGUCAGAGAUGUGGCCUCCCUAUAUGGAAAAAGUAGACAAACAGGAAGCAUAAUAAUGUGAAAAAAUAAUUUAAAGUGUAAGUUUAUUGCGAAGGUUUGGUUACAUGAGGAAUGAGUGGCAAAUGUUUUGAGUAACGUGGAAUUGGGUAUAGGUGUGCAAAUACAUUUAUAGCCCUGUAGUCACAGACUUUCAUUCUACCCUACUGAAAAGAAGUACUAUGCGUGCAUGUAUAUUGAGUAACUUAUAAGACAUGGCUAGAACUGUAGGACUUGAAAUUAUGUGUCGUGCCAUGAAUACUUAAUAUAUGCAAACCAAGCCUUUUAUUUUAAAUCAACUGUCAAUUUGUUUUAUAUCUACAUGGAUUAGGUUGUUUUUUUUUUUUUUCUGACCACUGGAUCAAUCAAUAUAUGUGUCCUGCAUCUUUUACUUUUUUCCCUUUCUAACAUCUAACCUUUGGUUGCUGAUGGUAAAUUGCUACCUCUGUUGUAGGUUGUCCACGGACCCUCUCCCAGAUGUGCCGUAUAACUGUGAGAAGGGCACUUGGGAAACACAGACUGUCCUCUGCCUGCAGGCUGCCUCUACCUCCCCGCGUCCUGAGCUUCCUUCUGUAUGAAGACACAUGCAACACCUGCACCUGAGAAAACCAAAAACACAUCACACUUAGGAAUGUGCUCCACGCUGAAAUCAUAUGAUGCAUGUUUCCUUUGCUGGGGGAACUUGUUUUCUUUGAGAGUGCCUUAUUGCUUAUAAUAAGUUAAAAAAUGACACGAAGAUGCUCAUGUCACUGGUGAGUCACUAGAGAGUACAGAACAAAAUGUCUUAUGGUAUUGCUGGAGCAGUUGAUAAUUAUCUACUCCAAAAUUUGUAUAUAAGAGUGUGGCCUUGAAUGUAUUUUCUUCCUAGGUAUGACUUAUCUGUUUGACCUGACACGUGUGUUCAUGCCUUACAUGCCUGCCCGCCACCAUUUUUUGUAUUAUUAAACUCAUUGUGGUUCUUUUAAGAACGCCAAGGAAAAGAAAGCUAUUGCACUAUAAUGUGGAAAUAACUAUUUUUAUUCAAUAUGUAUCACCAGUGUAAAACCUUUUCUACAAGCAAUGCAUGUUUUUUCCCUGUAUAUAUCCAGGGGAUGUAAACAUACUUGUUGUUUUUAUCUACUUGAUUAAGGAGGUUAAUUGGGAUAAAAGAAUAACCUGCUAAACCAACUUUAAUUUGUAGUUGAAGGAGAGGACGCAAUUUUAAGGAGGUAUUUUUUAGCUUCUGUACAGGAAUAGAAAAAUGAUUAACUGAAUGGGGGUGCUUAUAAGUGCUUUUAUUGUUAAUUUAUUAAUGAAAUCAUAUAUGAGUGGUAUUACACUUUACAACGAUAAAAAAAACACAAAAUAAAGUGUCACAACAUGCUAAUACUCCAAUGUGUAGUCUGUUUAAUUUAUAUAGGUUUCAAAUGUAUACUGUACUAAUCACAAGGUAUACUGUAUUAAUACCUUCUACUUAAUGUUCACUUUAUCAAUAAGUGUAGUAUAGUCACAGAUACCCAAAUCUACAUAGAUAGGGAUUUGGGAUAGCUGCAGGUUUUUUGAGUGCUGGUGAUUGUAGUGUACUAGCAAUUAGCAGCUAGUGAUAGGCUGAGACUAACUCCCAAUGCUUCUUAAUGAUUCCCUUCUCUGCUCAGAACAGUGACCAAGCAGAGAAAGGGCUGGAGAGCGUCCUCAGGAGCAUCCUAGGUGUUAUGUGUUUCAAAUUGCCUUAAC